Molecule: messenger RNA, 3772 nt
Organism: Manihot esculenta (cassava)
Lineage: Eukaryota; Viridiplantae; Streptophyta; Magnoliopsida; Malpighiales; Euphorbiaceae
Product: DExH-box ATP-dependent RNA helicase DExH15 chloroplastic
Biological process (GO): nuclear-transcribed mRNA catabolic process, 3'-5' exonucleolytic nonsense-mediated decay
Cellular component (GO): Ski complex
Molecular function (GO): ATP binding; RNA helicase activity; nucleic acid binding
Source: RefSeq, a predicted model, not a curated record
UACAAUCGUUAUCCCAAAAGGAUCAUCCUUCGUCCAAAAAAAUCCGAAUACAUUAAACCCCUAAAAUCUCUCCCGCCAUGAACACGCUAUCGUCCAUCCUCCGACCUCCUCCCAUUUCUCAUCCCUUCACCUUCAAGCCCCCCUCAUUUCCCCAACUCCACCCGCUCUCGAAAACCCUCGGAUUCUGCUGCCCCAAGACAAUCCUCUUUUUACCUCUAUAUUCAACUCCAUUUCGGUCCUCCUUCAAGUCCCAGAACUCCCAAUUUCCCGUGGAAUCUCAGCUCUCUGAUGUCGACGAAGAAGAGGAGGAAGAAGAAGACGACGACGACGACGACGAAGAAGAAGCUGCUGAUGAAUAUGACGACAUUUCCGGUGAGAUUUCAGACGGAAUCGAACAAAGCGAAGAUGAAACGGAAAUGUCGAUGGAUGCGAGAGAAGAAGUGUUAGCUUGGCGCAAGGAAACCAAGUCGCAGAGAGUUGAGAAGAUCCGUAACGAAGUCAAAGAGUUUGGAAAUGACAUAAUAGAUGUUGAUGAACUUGCCUCCAUUUACGAUUUCCGUAUUGAUAGAUUCCAGCGAUUGGCGAUAAAAGCGUUCUUGAAUGGCUCUUCCGUAGUGGUUUCGGCGCCAACAAGCAGUGGAAAGACGUUAAUAGCUGAAGCUGCAGCAGUUGCCACUGUAGCUCGGGGAAGGAGAAUAUUCUAUACCACUCCGCUUAAAGCAUUAUCGAAUCAAAAGUUUCGUGAUUUUCGGGAGACAUUUGGGGAGGACAAUGUUGGUCUUCUCACUGGAGAUUCUGCCGUCAAUAAAGACGCCCAAGUUUUAAUAAUGACUACUGAGAUUUUGCGCAACAUGUUAUAUCAGAGCAUUGGAAUGGUUUCUUCUGGGAGUGGGCUUUUCCAGGUGGACGUGAUUGUUUUGGAUGAAGUUCAUUUUCUAAGUGACAUAUCUCGCGGUACAGUGUGGGAGGAAAUAGUCAUUUAUUGCCCAAAAGAGGUGCAACUAAUAUGUCUGUCAGCAACAGUAAAGAAUCCAGAUGAGUUGGCUGGCUGGAUUAAUGAGGUUCAUGGUAAAACUGAAUUGGUGACAUCAUCAAAACGUCCUGUUCCAUUGACUUGGCACUUCUCCACCAAGACUUCUUUGUUUCCUCUUCUUGACGAGAAAGGAAAGAAUAUGAAUAGGAAGCUGUCACUUAAUUAUUUACAACUUUCUGCUUCAGGAGUUAAAUCUUUCAGGGAUGAUGGGCAUAGAAGGAGGAAGUCAAGAAAACAUGGGAAUGACAGAGAAAUAAAUGACAUUGAUAGCACGUCUGGAGAACCUCUCUCAAAGAAUAAUAUAGGCAGAAUCCGCCGUUCACUGGUGCCUCAAGUAAUUGAUACAUUAACACAGCUUAAGGUAAAGGAUAUGCUGCCAGCAAUUUGGUUUAUAUUUAAUAGGAGAGGAUGUGAUGCAGCUGUUCAGUACAUUGAAGGUUGCAAGCUCUUAGAUGAGUGUGAGAUGAGUGAGGUUGAACUGGCUUUGAAGAGGUUCAGCAUUCAGAAUCCUGAUGCUGUCAGGGAGACUUCUGUCAAAGGACUUCUGAAUGGGGUUGCUUCACAUCAUGCUGGCUGCCUCCCUGUCUGGAAAUCAUUUACUGAGGAACUGUUUCAACGAGGACUUAUCAAAGUCGUGUUUGCCACUGAAACACUUGCUGCUGGGAUCAACAUGCCUGCUAGAACAGCUGUUAUAUCAUCUAUCAGCAAAAGAAGUGGUAAUGGACGUAUCCAGUUAAGCCCAAAUGAACUGCUUCAAAUGGCUGGGCGAGCUGGACGUAGAGGUAUUGAUAAAAGGGGCCAUGUUGUGCUGGUUCAGACUCCUAAUGAAGGUGCUGAAGAGUGCUGCAAGCUUCUGUUCGCUGGGCUAGAACCUCUUGUAUCACAGUUUACAGCCUCUUAUGGUAUGGUGCUGAAUCUUCUUGCUGGUACAAAAGUCACUCAUAUAUCAAAUGAAUCAGAUAAUAUGAAAGUUCUUCAGGCAGGGAGAACUUUGGAAGAAGCAAAGCUAUUAGUUGAGAAAAGUUUUGGGACCUAUAUUGGUAGCAAUGUAAUGCUUGCAUCAAAAGAAGAGCUUGCUAAAAUACACAAAGAGAUUGAAAAACUAACUUCAGAGAUCACUGAUGAUGCUGUAGAUAGAAAAAGCAGGCAAACCCUAUCUGAUGCGGCAUAUAAAGAGAUUGCAGAUCUGCAAGAACAAUUGAGAGAAGAAAAACGCCUUCGAACAGAACUACGUAGAAUUAUGGAAAGGAAGAGACUGAGUACCCUUAAACUUUUAUUGGAGGAGUUGGGAAAUGAUCAUUUACCCUUUUUGUGCUUGCAAUACAAAGAUUCUGAGGGAGUUGAACAUUUAGUCCCUGCUGUUUAUUUGGGGAAGGUCGAUAUAUUAGAUGGUUUAAAACUUAAAAACAUGGUUUCUGUUAGUGAUUCAUUUGAAAUAAAUGCUGUAAUAGCUGAGACAAGUUCUGGUGAUGCCAAAAGUCUUGCGGAUAUUGAACCAUCUUAUUAUGUUGCUCUUGGUUCUGAUAACUCUUGGUACCUUUUUACAGAAAAAUGGGUUAAAACUAUUUAUAGGACCGGCUUUCCUAACACUGCUUUGGCUCAAGGGGAUGCUUUACCUCGUGAAGUUAUGUGGACGCUACUCGAUAAGGAAGAGAAGCAAUGGGAAAAACUUGCUGAUUCGGAACUUGGUGGCUUAUGGUACAUGGAAGGUUCUUUAGAGACAUGGUCAUGGAGUUUGAAUGUGCCAGUUUUAAAUAGUCUUUCUGAAAACGAUGAGGUUUUACACAUGUCGCAAGCCUAUCAUGAUGCUGUAGAACAUUACAAGAGCCAAAGAACCAAGGUUGCACGUUUGAAGAAAAGGAUUGCCCGUACGGAAGGUUUUAGAGAAUAUAAAAAGAUCUUGGAUUGGAAGAGUUUUACUGAGGAUAAGAUCAAACGCCUGAAGGUUAGAUCAAACCGUCUGAUCAAUCGAAUAGAGGAAAUUGAACCAUCUGGUUGGAAGGAAUUCUUGAAGAUCAGCAAUGUAGUACGUGAAAUUAGGGCAUUGGACAUCAAUACACAGGUAAUAUUUCCUCUUGGUGAGACUGCAGCCGCCAUUCGAGGAGAAAAUGAACUCUGGCUUGCCAUGGUCCUUCGAAACAGAAUCUUGGUGGAUUUAAAACCAGCCCAACUUGCUGCUGUUUGUGCGAGUGUAGUUUCUGAGGGAAUCAAAGUUCGUCCAUGGGAAAACAAUAGCUACAUAUAUGAACCUUCUAGUGCAGUGAUUAAUGUUAUUAGCGUCUUGGAUGAGCAAAGAAGCUCACUGUUGCAACUUCAGGAAAAACAUGAUGUGGACGUAUCCUGUUGCUUGGAUAGCCAAUUUUGUGGUAUGGUUGAAGCGUGGGCUUCAGGUCUUACUUGGAGAGAAAUGAUGAUGGAUUGCGCAAUGGAUGAUGGGGAUCUAGCUCGACUAAUAAGACGGACAAUAGAUCUACUGGCGCAGAUUCCUAAAUUGCCUGAUAUUGAUCCUGUGUUACAAGGCAAUGAGACUGCAUCUGAUAUCUUGGACCGGCCACCGAUAAGUGAAUUGGCUGGAUGAAGUUUAUUGCUUGUUCUUGCAGAGCAAGAACUUUUCUAGAUACAUAUUUUGUGUAAACAAAACGUGUAUCCAAUAUAGUUCAAUUGGAUAAAAAAAUUGUACCCAAACUGGGGUUGUCAAUAUGAUUAAUUGAAAUCAUAAUUUAUCCAUUCAUUCGAUAA